This is a messenger RNA of Baudoinia panamericana UAMH 10762, 789 nucleotides long. RefSeq lists its product as uncharacterized. Gene Ontology annotation, cellular component: P-body; RNA polymerase II, core complex. Gene Ontology annotation, molecular function: single-stranded RNA binding; translation initiation factor binding; single-stranded DNA binding. The transcript has 4 exons. The record is from RefSeq and is a predicted model, not a curated record. The coding region runs from base 121 to 636 and encodes 171 amino acids. Gene Ontology annotation, biological process: positive regulation of nuclear-transcribed mRNA poly(A) tail shortening; transcription initiation at RNA polymerase II promoter; DNA-templated transcription. NCBI's taxonomy places the organism in Eukaryota, Fungi, Ascomycota, Dothideomycetes, Mycosphaerellales, Teratosphaeriaceae.
UGAGGCUGAGUGUGCAGGCCUGUUUUGCGCUCCCGUCGACUUCCAGGCCCGCUCAUCUCAUAUCGUCACCACUACGGCCGGGUCCAGCCCAAGGUUCAGGCAAGCGUAAGAUAGGACAAGAUGUUCUUCGUCAAAACACUCGAACACCGCCUCACACUCCACCCUUCCUAUUUCUCCGCCCAAUCUCAGGCCUACAUCGAGGAGCAGCUUUACCGCGAACAAGAAGGCAAAAACACAGGCACUAUGCUAAUCAUUGCCAUUAUCGAUAUUGAAGAUGUCAGUGAACCGAAGGUGGUGCCAGGCAGCGGGCUGGCGCAGUAUGACGUCUCGUUUCGCGCGAUCGUCUGGAGGCCGUUCCGGGGCGAGGUAGUGGAUGGAUUGGUGAGUAGCGUGAUUAGUGGAGGAUUCUUUGUGGAUGUGGGUGGACUUGCCGUCUUCGUUUCCAAAGCUUUAAUUCCGCCACAACUCAAGUUCUCUGUCGAGGGCUCUGCGCCGUCAUAUACGGACAAUGUGGACCAGACGAUUGAGCGAGGCACGCAAGUGAGACUCAGAAUCAAGGGCAUCCGGGCGGAGAUGGGGCAGAUGUAUGCCAUUGGCAGCAUACGGGAGGACUAUUUGGGUCCUCUCAUGCAAUGAGUACUUGCCCUAGCUGUGAAUUUAGCGGUCGCUUUCGGGCGGCCGGCACGACGGUAGUCCGGUCCGACGGUGGCAAGGAUGGGAAGUUAAGAAUGACAGAAGGGACGGAGUAGCAUUGACCUAGUGCGCUCCGUCUGGGCUUUGCAACACGAU